This is a messenger RNA of Salpingoeca rosetta, 2653 nucleotides long. RefSeq lists its product as uncharacterized. The record is from RefSeq and is a predicted model, not a curated record. Lineage: Eukaryota; Choanoflagellata; Craspedida; Salpingoecidae. Bases 539 to 2239 code for a protein of 566 amino acids. The transcript has 2 exons.
CCUCUCCCCACCCCUGCACACGCCACCACCACCACCACCAUCCACAGGCCUGGCUCAGGUGCUAUGCACAUUAAUUUGCCAGCAGCACUCACAUCACUAUCACCACCACCACCAACCACCACCUGCUUCUCGCACAUACCUAGCACCUGCCAACGUUUGAAGUUUUGAUUUGGGUGGUAGUCCAUUGCUUUGUUGCUGCUCUUCUUCGGGUCAUCUUUGUGUUCUUCGGCCGCCAUCCCUCUCCUUUUCUUGGAACCCCACCAACGACUUGGUCUUCAUACCCACACAUCCACCACCUUUACGUCAUUGCAUCGUCGUCUUCUGCCCUUUCUUCGUGUGCUGAGAAGUGACCAAGAUCGCGUUUGAGUCGCUUCAUCGUCGCUUCAUCAUUUUCGUCCUCGGCCUGUAAGCGAAGUAACCAAGCUUCCCGCACCACCACCACCACCGCCGCCGCCGCCACCACUAUUGGUGACCUUGGCUUGCGGACGCAACGUUCCCCAACCUGUCAUUUUCUUCUUCCCCCAAACCACACACGUCGAUGUCAAGCAACAACAUCCCAGCACCCUCAUCAGCCCUAUCAGCCCCAUCAGCCCCACCACCAGCAACAACGACGGCAGCCACCAUGCCUGUCCAGCAACCGCACUGCGAUAAUCACCAUCAACCAGAGCAUGCGCCGGCUUGCUCGUCUGCACCACAUGCACACUGCCACGAAGCUUCUUCCCCUUUGUGGGAGGUCGAUCCAUGGCACAGAUGCAAGUGCGAGCACAACCCAACAGAGCCUUGCUCCAUCUCAGGCCUCAAGGUCAUGCUCAACAACGAGCUGCGGUGUCACGUCAUUGACGUCCCCGUCCAAGAACACAUCACUCGCUUCUUCCCCCCACACCUGCAGGUCAUCAACAUGGCCCGUGUGCAGAACACGCACUUGAGAAAGGCUUACAAGCAGCGCAGGCAAGCACUUCUCGAGCAGCUGGAACAACAGCGGGCACAUAGGCCUGCAGCAGGCACGGAGCAGACAUGCAGCACCUCCGGCAGCGUCACGGACAGCACUAGUGGCACCGGUGCUGCCGUCCCCAGCAACAACAGCAAUUGCAACGACAAGUCCGACAACAACGACGACAACAGCGAUGACAACCAGCCCAUGGUGCUGCACCCGGACCUGGAGCUGCGCGCCUUUCACUGCACGUCUGCACCAAACAUCAACACCGUGCAUGCGUUUGGCCUGCGCAAGGAGUGCUCCCGUAUCGGCUGCUUUGGCCGCGGCAUCUACACGGCGCUCGAGCCAAACAAGGCCAACACCUACUGGCGCGCGCGCACGACCCAGCCGGGCGAGAUCCGCUUCAUGCUCGCCGUGCGCGUGCUCCCUGGCCGCAUCUUCCGCGUCCCAGACCGCACCAUCUUCCCGCCGCUCAUCCACUCCCCGCCCGCAGGGUUCGACUCGGUCCUGGGCAAUGUCGCCGACGGACCCGAGCUGGUGGCAUACAGCGACGAGCAAGUCCUCAUCGACUACAUCAUCGGCUACCGCGACCUGCGCGAGCACCAGCACCAGCACCAGCCCCAGCAGCACUUCCAGCACCAGCAGCACCAACAACAGCAGGUGCCGGUGCCUUUGCCGCUCGCACCAUCACCGACGCUGCCAACGGCCCCAACAGCUGCCGUCCUGGCAGCCGUUGCAGCAGCAGCCGCGACAGCGCAACCACAACAGCAGCAGCAGCUGCUGCUGCAACUUCAUCAACUUCAACAACAAAGGCAACACCAGCAGCAACAACACCAACACCAACAGCAGCAGCAACAACCCAUGGCUGGUAGCCACCAGUCCAGCAGCCCUGCCUCCAUCACAACACCAUCCGCUGCGCAGCACCAGCACCAGCACCAGCACCAGUCGCGCGUGCUGCAGCUGCCUGCGGCCGUGUGUGCGGCACCGCAUGGGGACCUUAGUGCCCGAGGCGCGGACGGCUUGACCGCCAACAGCGACACGCCCUUUCUCUGCCAGCGCCACAGCAACAGCGAGCAGGAGAACCGAACCCACCACAAGCACAGGGCAACGCGCACCAGCAUCCCUGCGCCAAAGACCACACGAAGCAAGGCACGCGCCACCACGCGUGCGGCAUCGUCAUCAAAGGCACAGCAUGGCCGCCGCCGCCACCACCGUCAUCGUCACCACCAGCGCCGCAUCUCCACCGCCCUCGCCACACGCACCACCAACACUGUCGUCGGCCACACAACUUCUUCGUCUUCUUGAUAUGUUGGUUGAAAUGCCCAAACCUCAUGUCUUCCUUCCCACUCUUUUGCCCUUGAUUUUGUCUUGCCAGCCUUCUUGCUCCUCACCUUUUUUCACCAUCACCACCCUUUUGUUGAUUUAUCUUCCCUUUCCUCCCACCCAAGUACGCAACUCCCUCCCAAGUAACCUGCACAUAUGCGAUAGUAUUCGGUGUUUGUUGUUCCUUUGUUGAAUCCCUUGCGCAUCAAAUGUCGCCAGCGCACUUUGUUUUGAUGUUGUAGCUGCAGCAUAACUACCCCCCUUCUCUGCUCGUAACCAUAGCUUUCGAGACUCGUUUGCUGACUGCUUCUUGGAUCAGUCGCUGUAAUAACUGUGCGCUUUGCCACGCUCGCGUGGAGUUGGUCGCAUCAAGUAACACCCAGUGCUAGUCGAACA